Astrephomene gubernaculifera is the source of this 1567-nucleotide messenger RNA. The record is from the annotation of a GenBank genome assembly. NCBI's taxonomy places the organism in Eukaryota, Viridiplantae, Chlorophyta, Chlorophyceae, Chlamydomonadales, Astrephomenaceae.
GCCGCGGAGGGGCAUUCCGGAGGAGGUCAGCUCCAAGCUGGGCCAGGCCAAUGUGAUGUAUGCCAUGCGGGACUACCCGCCUGCAAUUGCACUGCUGCUGGAGGUCGUCCAGACCCACCCCAAUGUGUCCGACCCCUACCACACGCUGGGGCUGCUGCAUGAGGCGAUAGGUCAGCCCCGCAAGGCGCUGGACUUCUUCAUGAUCGCGGCGCACCUGAGUCCCCGCGACCUGCCGCUGUGGAAGCGCCUGGCCUCCAUGUCCACGGAGCUGGGGUUCUACAGGCAAGCCGUGUACUGCCUGUCCAAGGUCAUAGCCCGCGACCGGGGCGACCUGGAUGCGCUGUGGGACAGGGCGGUGCUGUACGCGCAGGUUGGUGACAUCGACAAGGCGCUAGCCCACUUCGCUGAGGUGGGUCGCGCCCGCCCCGGGGACCCCGAGGUGCCGGUCAUGCAGGCGCGGCUGCACCACCAGCUGGGGGCGCCGCUAAAGGCCAUCUCGGUCCUAGAGGCCCACCUGCGCGACCACCCCGCCCGGGUGGACCUCACCCACAUCAACAUUCUGGCGGAGCUGUACAUGGAGCGGGGCGGCUAUGCGGAGGCCCGUGCGCUCAUCGAGCGGGCGGGUCCGGUGUUGUGUCCUGAUCAGGCUCUGCCGCUGGACCUGGCUGUGAAAGCAGGCCUCUGCCUGGCCCACACGGGUCGGUGGGAGGAGGCGGAGGAGGUGCUGGGCGAGCUGCUGCGGGAGCCGGUGGAGCAGUUCGGGGACCUGUACGGCAGCGUGGGGGCGGCGCUGGCGGGACUGGGGCAGCAUGACAAGGCCCUGCAGUACCUGACCCCCCUGCUCGGGCACCCCGACUACAGCGAGCCGGGCCUGUGGAGCCAGCUGCUGGGGAGCCACGUGGCGGGGGGCCGGGCGGGGGAGGGAGUGGCGCUGUACCGGGGGCAGCUGGAGGCGAUGGAUCCGGCGGAUGCAAGGUACCCGGGUGCGGUGUUGCGUCUGGCGGAGCACUGCAUGGAGCUGGGCGGACCCACGGGUCACUCCACCGCCCUGGAGAUGGUGGAGCUGCUGGACGUAUACCUGCAGGCGCAGCAUGCGGCAGCUGGGGGCGGGGGUGAGGGUGCUUCCGAGGGCGGCCGACCCACGGGUCCCUCGCUGGCUGCGGUUGUGUUGGGCGAGGAGUUAGCCAUGCGGCUGAGUCAGCUGUACCUGGGGCUUGGGCUGCUGGACAGGUACGUGCAGUGCAUCCGCCCCUCCGUGGAGUCCUCCCUGACCGCCCUGGCUGCGGACCUGGCGCGCGUGAGCGACCCCGCCCUGCCGCGAUCGCUGAAGCGGGCCAUCCAGCGGAGGAGGAUGUUUGCGAGGAGGGGGGGACGCAAGGGUGAGGGUGCUGCGGAGGUGGGGUCGGUGUUCAAGGGAGCCACCAAAAGGGACCGCCGUACCGCCCGCACUCGCGAACUCGACCGCCAAGCCGCCGAGGUACUCGGACUGCCGUACGAUUCCCCCACUGGCGGAGGCGGGGGGGUUGGUGGUGGCGGUACGACAGAUGCCGGGUCGGAUGGUGGGGAC